This is a messenger RNA of Pangasianodon hypophthalmus (striped catfish), 883 nucleotides long. It is a transcript of the gene sub1a, whose product is annotated as SUB1 regulator of transcription a. The coding region runs from base 244 to 624 and encodes 126 amino acids. The transcript is spliced from 5 exons. Gene Ontology annotation, cellular component: nucleus; transcription regulator complex. Lineage: Eukaryota; Metazoa; Chordata; Actinopteri; Siluriformes; Pangasiidae. Gene Ontology annotation, biological process: positive regulation of transcription initiation by RNA polymerase II. Gene Ontology annotation, molecular function: DNA binding; transcription coactivator activity. The record is from RefSeq and is a predicted model, not a curated record.
CAUUGAACAGCUCUGUUUGUGCAGAGUGAGGCUCGAUCCCAAAUCACUCCCUUGUGUCUGUAUAAGUGCACUACAUAGGGUAUGAAAACAUGGCCAUUAUGUGCUACGUAGUGCACUAUGCUGUCUAACAGGCUGCCAUUUUGGAUUCAUUUUGAGGCUUCGCAGGAACGCCGUUGUUUCCACCGUGAGAUCUUCCGUUCAACACGACUGACUGUGUAACUCAGAAUUUCUCUAACUGUCGCGAUGCCUAAAUCAAAGGAAGUGCUGUCUUCAACAUCCAGCAGUGACUCAGACAGUGAAGCUGACACAAAGGCCAAACGGAAGAAGCAAAUGAUAGAGAAGCCAGCAAAGAAACAGAAGAGUGGGGAGUCAUCAAAGUCCAGUGCAUCUAAAAGCAGCGGAGGCAGCGCCAAUAAAAAAGAUAACAUGUUCCAGAUAGGGAAGAUGAGGUAUGUGAGUGUGCGAGAGUUCAAAGGGAAAGUCCUCAUCGAUAUCCGCGAGUACUGGAUGGACCAGGAAGGUGAAAUGAAACCAGGAAAGAAAGGGAUUUCUCUGAACCCGGAGCAGUGGACCCAGCUGAAAGAGCAGAUCGACGAUAUCGACGAUGCCUUGAGGAGAAUAUAAAAGCUGUUCACGAAGCGUUCACGAAGCCGUCUGCUUCUUUCCUCUGUCUGGAUUUCACUCACAUUUUAUAAGUCAGAUUAGCGAUCUUGUAGUGUGAAUUUUCUGAUUAGGUUUUAGUGUAACGAUUGUCGUAUUUUUCUAUUUCUUUGUGUUUUUAUUCUACUGAUAAAGCAACUGAGAGGCUACGCGUUGUCCUGGGUGCGUAUGGGUUUAACUUGUGCUCAUGUUUUUUUACAAUAAAGAUGAUGGGAAAACGAAA